GGUUAUCGCCAGGGGCCCAGACCUGGCUCCUCACUCAUCAAUAUCUGCCCAGUGUAAAAUCUGAAGAAUGAGAUGGAUUCUGGCAUGUCUUCGCCUGAGAAGCAGGAUAAAGAGAAUUUAGUGGGCAUCAGCAGUAAACGACUCGGGGUGUGUGGCUGGAUUCUCUGGACGCUUUCUUUCCUGUUGAUGAUCAUCACCUUCCCCGUCUCCAUCUGGAUGUGCUUGAAGAUCGUCAAGGAGUACGAACGUGCUGUGGUGUUCCGCCUGGGACGCAUCCAAGCUGACAAAGCCAAAGGGCCAGGUUUGAUCCUGGUCCUGCCCUGCAUAGAUGUGUUUGUCAAGGUUGAUCUGCGAACGGUCACUUGCAACAUUCCUCCACAAGAGAUCCUCACCAGAGACUCUGUGACGACGCAGGUGGACGGGGUCGUCUAUUACAGGAUCUACAGUGCCGUGUCGGCCGUGGCUAAUGUCCACGAUGUGCACCAAGCCACGUUUCUGCUCGCUCAGACCACUCUGCGGAACGUCCUAGGGACGCAGACCUUGUCCCAGAUUCUAUCAGGGCGGGAAGAGAUUGCCCAUAGCAUCCAGACCUUGCUGGAUGACGCCACUGAGCUCUGGGGGAUCCGCGUGGCCCGAGUGGAGAUCAAAGAUGUCCGGAUUCCCGUGCAGUUGCAGAGGUCCAUGGCGGCAGAGGCAGAGGCCACCCGGGAGGCCCGCGCCAGGGUCCUUGCAGCCGAAGGAGAGAUGAAUGCUUCCAAAUCUCUGAAGUCGGCCUCCAUGGUGCUGGCUGAGUCACCCAUAGCCCUACAGCUGCGCUACCUACAAACCUUAACCACUGUGGCCACGGAGAAGAAUUCCACCAUCGUGUUCCCUCUGCCCAUGAAUAUACUGGAGGGCAUCGGGGGCAUCAGCUAUGAGAACAACAAGAAGGUUCCUGGCAAAGCGUGAGGUCCUGGUGAGGGAGCUAGUCCCUCGCUGGAAGAGUGUCUUUGUUCCCUCUGUGGGAGCUGGCAUUAAAGCAAGAGAAUUCCAGCACUACUCAAGCCAUGGGAACUGCAAGGCUUAGGACACAUUAGCAGCAGAAGCAGUAGAGGCUCCAAACAGAAGUCAAACAUAUACGACGGAGGGCAACUGAUAUUGCAACUGAUACAAUCACUUGGCCAUAUU
This is a messenger RNA of Ochotona princeps (American pika), 1167 nucleotides long. It is a transcript of the gene STOML3, whose product is annotated as stomatin like 3. The coding region runs from base 73 to 948 and encodes 291 amino acids. Lineage: Eukaryota; Metazoa; Chordata; Mammalia; Lagomorpha; Ochotonidae. Gene Ontology annotation, cellular component: plasma membrane. The transcript has 7 exons. The record is from RefSeq and is a predicted model, not a curated record.